GCUUAUAAAUAGUGUUGUCAGAAUUCAUAUCCUGGUAGUGUCAUUCCGGAACCCAGCCUUUCAAUUAUGAGAGUCAUUUUUUAAAUUGGGUAAUAUGAUACAAAGGAACUGGUAACAGAACUACUAGGGAAUUUACUGGUUAUCUGUAGUGUCUACUUAUCUAAUGAAUCAGAUAUGUUAAAGGCCAUAUUUUGUGUGAAUCAAGUUUAUGGGCGAAACAGUUGUCUGUUUUAAAUUUAUUACUUUCUCCCAUUGCAUUUUUUCUUUUGAAUGUCUGUGUUAGAGUUGACUAAAUACUGGCAUAUGGUAAUAUGAAAGGAAAAGAAGGACAUCUUACUGCAUUAAACCUUUUGUGUAUUUUCUUAUAUUUGAAGAUCAUUAAUAGAUGGGACUCUUCCUGUUUAUAGAAACAUACUAUGGGUACAUCUUGAAUUGUGCAUGUUUUUAAUAGUCUGUGUAUUAAAUUAUCUCCUACUGAUGGGCUCCCUGCAUCAGGAUUAGGUAAAUAAUUUAAGUACUGAUACAGAAAAUCUUUCAGUAUAAAAAUAUUUCAUUUUAUAGGUGUACAUAUAGUAUAUACUUAUAUGCUAUCUAUAGUAGGAAUCCUUUUUUUUUUUAAGCAUCACAGGUGAUUCUGAUAAUGAACCAGGUUUAGGAACUACUGUACUAGUAGACCACACUUCCUUCUCAGUGAAUUUCUAGACCUGAGAUAAUUUUGUAUGGGCUGUUAGAAAAUAAUCUUAUACUUAUUGUUUUUAGCAACUUUUGCUUUCCCUGACUUUUUUCUUUUCUUUUUUCUCUACAAUAGUUUAUGCCAUCGUGGCUUCAUUCAUACAGAUGAACCAAGGAUUGGGAUAGCAAGUAUAAAAUUAGAAUCAAAAAGCUGAUUGCCCAGCAGGAUGCCAUCAACUAACCGAGCAGGCAGCCUGAAGGACCCUGAAAUUGCAGAGCUCUUCUUCAAAGAAGAUCCAGAGAAGCUCUUCACAGAUCUCAGAGAAAUUGGCCAUGGAAGCUUUGGAGCAGUGUAUUUUGCACGAGAUGUACGUACCAAUGAAGUGGUGGCUAUCAAGAAAAUGUCUUACAGUGGAAAGCAGUCUACAGAGAAAUGGCAGGAUAUUAUUAAAGAAGUCAAGUUCCUACAAAGAAUAAAACAUCCCAACAGUAUAGAAUAUAAAGGCUGCUAUUUACGUGAGCACACAGCAUGGCUUGUAAUGGAAUAUUGUUUAGGAUCUGCUUCAGAUUUACUGGAAGUUCACAAAAAGCCAUUACAAGAAGUGGAAAUAGCAGCAAUUACACAUGGUGCUCUCCAGGGAUUAGCCUACUUGCAUUCUCAUACUAUGAUCCAUAGAGAUAUCAAAGCAGGAAAUAUUCUUCUGACAGAACCAGGCCAGGUGAAACUUGCUGACUUUGGAUCUGCUUCCAUGGCAUCUCCUGCCAAUUCUUUUGUGGGAACGCCAUAUUGGAUGGCCCCAGAAGUAAUUUUAGCCAUGGAUGAAGGACAGUAUGAUGGCAAAGUAGAUGUAUGGUCUCUUGGAAUAACAUGCAUUGAACUAGCGGAACGGAAGCCUCCUUUAUUUAAUAUGAAUGCAAUGAGUGCCUUAUAUCACAUAGCCCAAAAUGAAUCCCCUACACUACAGUCUAAUGAAUGGUCUGAUUAUUUUCGCAACUUUGUAGAUUCUUGCCUCCAGAAAAUCCCUCAAGAUCGCCCUACAUCAGAGGAACUUUUAAAGCACAUGUUUGUUCUUCGGGAGCGCCCUGAAACAGUGUUAAUAGAUCUCAUUCAAAGGACAAAGGAUGCAGUAAGAGAGCUGGACAAUCUGCAAUAUCGAAAGAUGAAGAAACUCCUUUUCCAGGAGGCACAUAAUGGACCAGCAGUAGAAGCACAGGAAGAAGAAGAGGAACAAGAUCAUGGCGUUGGACGAACAGGAACAGUCAAUAGUGUUGGAAGUAAUCAGUCUAUUCCCAGUAUGUCCAUUAGUGCCAGUAGCCAAAGCAGUAGUGUUAACAGUCUUCCAGAUGCCUCAGAUGACAAGAGUGAGCUGGACAUGAUGGAGGGAGAUCAUACAGUGAUGUCUAAUAGUUCUGUCAUCCACUUAAAACCUGAGGAAGAAAAUUACAGAGAGGAGGGAGAUCCUAGAACAAGAGCAUCAGAUCCACAAUCUCCGCCCCAAGUGUCUCGUCAUAAAUCACACUAUCGUAAUCGAGAACAUUUUGCUACUAUACGGACAGCAUCACUGGUUACAAGGCAAAUGCAAGAACAUGAGCAGGACUCUGAGCUUAGAGAACAGAUGUCUGGCUAUAAGAGAAUGAGACGGCAACAUCAAAAGCAGCUGAUGACUCUGGAAAAUAAGCUAAAGGCUGAGAUGGAUGAACAUCGCCUCAGAUUAGAUAAAGAUCUUGAAACUCAACGUAACAACUUUGCUGCAGAAAUGGAGAAACUUAUCAAAAAACAUCAGGCUGCUAUGGAAAAAGAGGCUAAAGUGAUGGCCAAUGAGGAGAAAAAAUUCCAGCAACAUAUUCAGGCCCAACAGAAGAAAGAACUGAAUAGCUUUUUGGAGUCCCAGAAAAGAGAAUAUAAACUUCGAAAAGAACAGCUUAAGGAGGAGCUGAAUGAAAACCAGAGCACUCCAAAAAAAGAAAAACAGGAGUGGCUUUCAAAGCAGAAGGAGAAUAUACAGCAUUUCCAAGCAGAAGAAGAGGCUAAUCUUCUUCGACGUCAGAGACAAUACCUAGAGCUGGAAUGCCGUCGCUUCAAGAGAAGAAUGUUACUUGGACGCCAUAACUUAGAGCAGGACCUUGUCAGGGAGGAGUUAAAUAAAAGGCAGACCCAAAAGGACUUAGAGCAUGCCAUGUUACUGCGACAGCACGAGUCCAUGCAAGAACUGGAGUUCCGCCACCUCAACACAAUUCAGAAAAUGCGCUGUGAGUUGAUCAGGUUGCAGCAUCAAACCGAGCUCACUAACCAGCUGGAAUACAAUAAACGAAGAGAACGAGAACUAAGACGAAAGCAUGUCAUGGAGGUGCGGCAGCAGCCCAAGAGCCUGAAGUCUAAAGAACUCCAAAUAAAAAAGCAAUUUCAGGACACCUGCAAAAUCCAAACCAGACAGUACAAAGCAUUAAGAAAUCACCUACUGGAGACUACACCAAAGAGUGAGCACAAAGCUGUUCUGAAACGGCUCAAGGAAGAACAGACCCGGAAGUUGGCCAUCUUGGCUGAGCAAUAUGACCACAGCAUUAAUGAAAUGCUGUCCACACAAGCCCUGCGUUUGGAUGAAGCACAGGAAGCAGAGUGCCAGGUUUUGAAGAUGCAGCUGCAGCAGGAACUGGAGCUGUUGAAUGCAUAUCAGAGCAAAAUCAAGAUGCAAGCUGAGGCACAACAUGAUCGAGAGCUUCGGGAGCUUGAACAGAGGGUCUCCCUCCGCAGGGCACUCUUAGAACAAAAGAUUGAAGAAGAGAUGUUGGCUUUGCAGAAUGAACGCACAGAACGAAUACGAAGCCUGCUGGAGCGUCAAGCCAGAGAAAUUGAAGCUUUUGACUCUGAAAGUAUGAGACUAGGUUUUAGUAACAUGGUCCUUUCUAAUCUCUCCCCUGAGGCAUUCAGCCACAGCUACCCAGGAGCUUCUGGUUGGUCUCACAACCCUACUGGGGGUCCAGGACCUCACUGGGGUCAUCCCAUGGGUGGCCCACCACAAGCUUGGGGCCAUCCGAUGCAAGGUGGACCCCAGCCAUGGGGUCACCCCUCAGGGCCAAUACAAGGGGUACCCCGAGGUAGUAGUAUGGGAGUCCGCAAUAGCCCUCAGGCUCUGAGGCGGACAGCUUCUGGGGGACGGACGGAGCAGGGCAUGAGCAGAAGCACGAGUGUCACUUCACAAAUAUCCAAUGGGUCACACAUGUCUUAUACAUAAUUUAAUAAUUGAAAGUGGCAAUUCCGCUGGAGCUUCCUGCCAAAAGAAACUGCCUACAGACGUCGUCACAGCAGCCUCCUCACUUGGGUACUACAGUGUGGAAGCUGAAUGCGUAUGGUAUAUUUUAUUCAUUUUUGUAAAGCAUUCUGUUUCGUGUUUACUAAUUGGGAUGUCAUAGUAUUUGGCUGCCGGGUUUCUUUUUUGUUUUGUUUUUUAACUUUUGGAGAAGUUUUGAAAAGGGGAAUCGAUAUGUAUGUGUGUGCUCAUGUGUGUUCGUACACACAUCAUGCGUGUGGUAAAAAGAAAUUGGCUAGAUAGGGGGUAUUUUCUGAACACUGCAAAAAUAAAAUACAGCCAAAUGGCUUGAGUCAUCACUUUUGGGCAACAAUAUCCUAAGAAGUUUGUGAAAAGAUCUAAAGCCUUUCUCCAUACCCCAAAUUCUUAUGAGCCACUCACAGCAGGCAGCAUAUGCUAAAACAAGUUAUUAUGGAAACACACUUGUAUCCCCUUACCAGUGUAUUUUCUUUAUUAAAUUGGUCUGACUUCUCAGCCUCAUUUGUAGUAAAAAAAGUGGAAAGCCGUGAACACUGAAGGGUUGCAUUGACCUUUUUGGAGAGUAGAAAACAACAGUUCUUUUUCUGAAUGCUGCAUAGGCUUGUCAGUGAUUUUGUUUUUCCUCCCAUUCAAUUGUGCCUUCUUUGUGGCACUGCGAGAUGGAGGUGCUUAAGGAGAUCACAAGGUAUGCAGGAAUUGCAUCAACAAACCUGUGAGCCUUCAAAGGGGAAGACCAGAAGGGUGAGAGAGGUCCCUGAAAGUUCAUAUGGUAGAUGUAUUCAGCAGCAGAGUGAGGAGAUGAAGCCUAUAUAUCCUGAUGUUUUGUUGCUUAUACUGUGAUAAUUCGUCCUAGCUAAGCUCUAUAACUCCCAAAAUCCCAAACAGUACUUUCACUUUGUACAAAAACAAAGACGUAUAGCCAAUGCACAUCAAAUGCCUGAGGUAUUUGAAUAAUGCCAUAUUUGCAAACUGCCAUCUUUUGGAAUUCUCAUCACACUACGUAGACAUUAAUUUGAUUACCCCCCUUUGGCUUAUGGGAUUUCCUGUUUACAAGUAGAAUAGCCAAUUAUUUAAAGUUUAGUUGCCAUAGUGAACUAGGAGUCACUGAGCCAAUGACUUUAUCAGCUGCUGACUAAUCCUCACUACCACUGUAGAUUUUGCUGUGUGUGCAGGUCCUCUUUUUUUUUUUUUUUAAUUACUGUUUUUGUUGCUGCAAUACUUUACAAACUUCUAGUUCCUUGAGACUUAGUGACCAUUUGGCAUCAUGUUAACAUCAUGCAAUAGGAAACACCACUUCCUGAAGUCUCUAGCCUCAGUGCUAAAUUACUACUGAAAAGGAACUAGCAAGUUUGGCAAAUUAAAAAAAUUAAGUUAUAGUGGUCAGGGAAUCUCUUGACAAAAGCUAACCUUUUUUUCCAGAGAGGGGUGUGUUUUGUAUUGUUUUUUGUUUUGUUUUGUUUUGCAAUGAAGGAUCAACCCAGUGCUGAAAGUCAGAUGUUACUUAGUAUUCCUUUGCCAGUGUGGAAAUUUAGUUGAAGGUAGGUAGGGAGCUGUGAGUAUUACUUGAAGAAGAAGAAAAAGUUCUUUCCAGUGACAUAUCAGAAUUUCUACAAGUUACUGUCCUUGCCCCCUCCCCAGUUGUCUUGAAGAACCCUUGCUGCUAACUCUGGAUUCUGCUUUUCAUAUAGUCAAAGUCUUCAAGUUAGAAUUCUCCAAGUCCCUCUUGGUCAUACUUUCCACCUAGACCAGACUGAUGGUCAAAUGUAAUCUAUCACUGUUUGAGUCUUGGUUUUCUCAAUUAAAUUUAAGUCUUCCCCAAGUGUGAGUGUCCAAUCUCCACGAAUCAUCCCCGUUAGGAGUUUCUGGCAUUCAUUUAAAGGUAACUGGAAGAAAAAUUAAUAUUUUAAUGUGAAUAUUUUAAAAACCAAUAUCACAAUAGAAUCCAAUCACAAUUUUAGGCAGAGUUUCAAGUAGCACUCUGACACAUUGUCCUCUUGGCCGUGCUCAAGAUCACCAGUUUUUAGGUGAACGUGACUUGUACUUGUCAUAUCUAAUUAAAGGGGCUUUUAAUUUUCUCAGUAUCUUUUUUGCAUUUAAAUAUUACAUAAUAGUUCAAACAAAUUGAAAUAUCUACCUAUUUGGGGGGAAAUGAUAGGAGAGAGCUUUAGAAUUAAUAAAACAUCCAAAAAUAUAAUGGAAUUUGAUACCUUUAAAAAUUUAUUAUUAGCCCCUUGGUAUUACUAGAGAGGUGGAAUAGGGAAGCAGAUCAGUUUUGCCCACAAACUCUUUAAAACCUAAAUACUGCCAGUGAUACAUGUUAAAGUCCACUUGUGGACUUUAAAUUGACUUAACAUUAGUCAACUUGAGUUACUGAGUUUGUGCAGAGCAUAUGUACUUGUAAAAUCGUGAUUGAAUGCCAACUCCAGAUGUCUACCCAGUAGGGCUUUAUAUCUGAUUCACCUGUGUGGCAUCCACUUUUAACAUGUAGGUCAUGAGUAUACCUGGAUUAUUCCAUUAAGUUAACUUUCUUUGCAAAAAUGGUUCAAAUUAUUUGGUUAGUGUAUGUUUGUAAGAUCUAACUUCUGAAGAAUCUCAUACAUGGUAGGAAUCAGUAAAAAGUAAAGCUUGUAGCAGGAAAUUUUGAAAAGUUUAAGAGAUUCUGAAGAAAGAAGCAGGCACUUUCUCAAUCAGUGUGCAAAUGUCAAUAUUUGAUCAAAUUACUACCUCCUCCCAGUGUUGGUGUUCACUCAAUACAUAUGUGUUUAAGAAAUAAAAAGUAUGAGAAAUUUGUCCAGCAUAUCAGAAAGUUAUAAAUGCUAUAUCUGGUAUCCAGAGCUUGGCAGUAAAAAUUUUCUUGUGUUCACUGUCUCUCUCUCUCUCUAGUUAGCAUUUAAAAAAUGCAAAACCUCAUACCUUGAAAUAUAUUAUUUCUAAUUGGGUUCUCUUCCUUUUACACAUACCUUUUUUCUCCCCUUAUUAAAGUCAGCUCUAACCCCAAAUUAUAGGUUCUUCAUUAUAUAGUAAUGUUAGCUGGAAAAUGUUUAUAUGAUUUUUAUUCAGAGCUGCCCUUCUUUUUAGUCAUUUUUAUGCCUAGAGAUGAAUAGUCCUGCAUUUGAUGCCACGCCCACAGGUAUAAUAUGCUUGGUACUCUAGGCCAAGGAUUUCUUGGUAAAUUAAACUUUUUAGUUUAGUCAUGAUUUUCAGCUGCCCAGACAUCAGGUAAACACUAUUCAGUACACUAAAGAAACUGUCCUUGACACUCCCUCACACUCCCACCUAAUUUCCCUCAUCCUCUUUUCAAAAAUCAAAAACUCUAUGAGUGUCUUUUUCAGACCAUAAGGCAGACUUUAGUAACUUUCUACUUCAUUAAGUACUAAAUGUCUGGCAUUUUAGACUUUUAUAAAAUACAUUGUGUUGGACACUGGAAUAAUACUAUUUAUUUUCACCUGUGAAAAAUGACUUCAUUGUACUUGAAACACCUCCUUUGCAUUUCUCCAUUUGUGCCAUUCACUAGUGGAAAUAAAUUGUAUUAUACCAUGAUCUACUGGCUUUUUAAAACUGUGUUAAAUAUGCACAUUUUUGGUAUAGCUGUUAUCAUUUGUAUGUAUAUAUUGUAUAUACAUAUGAGUGUCUGUGUGUAUAGAUAGAUGGAUGUAACUCAUACUGUACAUUUCCAUCAGGGCACUUAAGGUUCUGUCAUUUUGUUUUGUUAUUUCAAAUCCUCAGUUAAGGCAAGAAUGCAUGUGUUUAAGAAUGAGUACUCUGGGGUGAUAUUUAUGAGAAGGUGGUCAUUAGAUGCAGUCUUUUCUUCUUUAAUCCCCUCUUAGCACUUGUGUAGGUGGAAAGAAAGUUAAGUAAAAUGUGGAACCAUAAGUUGCAGAUACAGUAGAAUAGUGCUGGGGAAGGAGCCAAUUAGUGUUUCUAUGAGUUUGUGUUGUGAUGCAAUAAAGAUAAGUGAUGCAGAGAGAAGUGAACCAUGGAAAUUAAAAACACUGGUGAUGAUUCCUCUGCAAAGAUGAUGAACCAAUAAAUCACACAAUCUUUAUGUGCACUCUAUGUAUUUCUUAGUACUGAUGUCAUUGAUCCUCUUACUGUUUUUCUCCAUUAAUACCAAUAAUUAUAAAUUUUGCUAAGGACCAAAACAGCCAAGAAAAGAAUUACUGCUAAAGCAUCUAAGGUUCUCCUAAACUAUAAAAUCAACAGGAACUGGCCACUGGGAGAGAAGGAUAUGGUAUUGGCAUGGGGCUUUCUCCCUUUAGCUGCUGCUUCUAGCUUGCUUAUAGUAAGUUCUUUGUGCGCCUUCCACCCCUUCUGAGCCACUACUAUUCACGCAGAGAUUUGGCUCAGCACAGCAACCCUUUCCUAGGAGGCUUGUGGUCUUUUGUCCCAUGCUCACAAUGUGAAGUGUCUAGUGUAUAUUCAAGUCAGAAAAUAAUAUAUUUAAGGUGUUUAAGUAUGAAUCUCCUAUAAUGAUGAAAGAAGAGGUUUUUGUUUCUUAGAAAACUGCCUUCUCUAAGGAACAAAGCCAAAACUUGGGCUGUCAUCUUUGAGCUGCUUAUCAAAAUACAGACCAUUAUUAAAGAGAAACAGGUCUAUUUUGUUUUCCCUCAUCUAACAUAAUAGGUAGUGCCCCGACCAGGUUGUAGCAUUGCCUUUGAAAAGGCACUCACUCUUAGUUGUUAAAAACUGGAAAAUUCCCAUUCUCAGAUUCUAAAAGAAUGAAAAGUAUGCUGUACACUUAGCAGACUUGCCUCUUGUAUGCAAGGACUACUGAUUGAAGUCUACUUUGCUGUGUGUCUGGUUAUGUUGUCUGCACUUUUAUGAAAUCACUACAGUAGACUACAUUGGAAAUGACUAUUAAUUUGUAAAGAAGUGAGUUUUAUUAAACACUGUCUAGGAAAAAAAGUGAAGCUGAGAACUCUUCCUUUAUUGUAUAUUUAUAUUUUCUACUGAAUUCUGGAAACCCCCCUUUGAAAGUCACAUUGACUAAUUUUCCCCUCGUUUAUAUUCAGACUUCCAAAAUUUCACUCAAACAAGGGAAGAGAACCCACUUGGCCUGAUGGCAGCCUUCAGAUCAUAAAUAUAUAAAUUAGUAUGCACCUUAUCUGCCUGUUGUGGGUUUUUUAAACUUGCACUUCCCACCUACCCAAAAAUAGAUAUCCUUUAAAGAAAAUAAAUGCAGAGAAUUAAAAUUGGGGAGCCAUUUACUAUGUCACCAUCACUGUUAACUGUUUCCCAGCAAUCCUAACUUUGAAGUUUCAGAAAUUUUGUGUGUACGUGUGAAUGUGUCUGUGUUGGGUUUGUUUUUUUAAAUAUACAAGAGAUUCUCCUUUAAAGAGAGAGAAAGGUUAAUCCUCUCUGAAACAAGAUACCCACUGGAUAUACUAAUCUGGACAUCUGUAGGUAGUUUGCAAUGAAAAGGUGGAGAGAAGACAAGACUUCUGAAUGAAUGAAAAGGGUAUCUUGAUGCCCAAGAACUCCCCCCCCAAAGUACGGGUAAUUCAACCUGCACAGUUUCCUUUUCACUCAUAGUUUUUAGCAAUUGUGAGUGGAAAAUCAUGUAAUUAUCUGUAAAUAUGUAGCUAACAGAUUGACCUAGUUUCUGUAUUUUUUUGUUUUUGUACUAAAGUUUAUAAGUGUGCCAGCUAGAGAGGAGUUGCUGUCAUUGCCGAUUGUGGUCCUAGCAUCUAACCCUGAAACCAUCCUAGGUGACAUUUUUAUAAUUAAUGCUUAAAUGUUGUUAAACAGGGGGAAAUGAAGCUUAAUCAUUGGUCAGGUCUAAAAUCUUUUGAAGUGAAGUCAUUUUAUUUAAUAUAAUGAUUACAUGUCCUCAAUCAUGUAUGAGGUAGGGAACCUCCCUCCCCCAGUGGCCAUGUUUACAGAAGUGUGUUUUUGUCUAUAAAGUGCAAGAAUUUUAAUGUUUAUGUAAAUUAUGCAGGUAACAUUAUGGCUUGGAACUGUUUAUUGGGCUCUUUAGCUGAAUUUUCAAAUGAAAUGAACUAUUCUUAUUGGCACAUUGAUCCCAUUUCUGGAGCAUUUUCCUAUUUCCAGAAUUACGUAAGUUCCUUUGUCAUUAUCCCCACUUAACCUUUCUCUGAUACGCCUUAUAGCCCUAGCCCUAAGGUGUUUAAAUCUGGAGAACAUAGACAAGGGAAAAGCAUUUUUUAAAAUUCAUGAAUCCUCAUUUGUAUGCUUUCAGUACUCAUAUGUUUCUAUGACAACUCCGAGGUCAGUGGAGUUUAGAAAUGAGAUACGAAUGUUAAUGAAAAGUGUGUACUAUUUGCUUUUGCAUGGCUUGGCUUAGCAUCAGAGGUAUAUUAGGGCCACUUGAAAGCAUGAAGACCAGUUGUAUGGGAACAGGUUUCUCUUAGUGGCACAUUUUGCUUUUUUCUGAGCCCUCAAAUACAUUGCCUCAGCAUGAACAUUAUUGUUACUAUAAACUGCACAUGGUCAUGGAGUGAAUUGUGUGAUUAAAAAAGAUCUAACUGCGUAAUGUUUGCAGAUUCUGGCUGAUUCAUGUGACUAUUUGGCACAUAUCAAACAAAUGAAGGGGGGAGAGAUAUUGGAACCCUUCUAAACCCCUUUUUUGUCGUAGACAAGUACAUUUAAUUUAAGAUGUUGGCUGCCCUGGUGUGUUGCCAGACAGCUCUUUUUUUUGGUGCCCCAUUCCACAUGUGCUUCCUUGCAUUUCAUAAUAUCACAGAAACUACCACCCCUCCUCCCCAGUAGCAUUUUAUGUGUUAUACCUUUUAUUCCACAUUAAAUGGGAAUUGUGCCUACUUAGAGUGCUCCUCCAAUUAAUUAUAUACAUAUGUCCUAAAAUAAUCCAAGCCAGUCACAAGGUGGGAAAUUAAAAAAAAAAAAAAAAAAGUCCACUUGAGGCCAGUAAUUUAUCUGACAAAGUAUUUUACCACAUGAUCUUGACACUUGAUAUAUGAGCCUAUUAGGAGUUGCAGGUGGUUUCAUAGAGCAAAAUCCAAGUGGAGAGGGAUAUGUGGGGUUUCUAUUAAAGAGAUAAUUUUGUUCUUAUUUUACCUUUCCUUUUAUGAUCCUUCUCUACGAGGUUAGAAUAGGUUAAUUCUCCAAAUGUAUUUUAUUUUGUUUUUUAUCUUUUAGGGAAAUUUUUACAAAAGCGAUGGUCUGAUGUAAAUAACAUUUUAAAGUAUAGUGCACAUAACUUCCCCAGAUUAUUCCAACAUGAUAAUUUGUAAAUGCUUUAGAGUUUUUUAAAUUAACACUUGUGUUGCUAAAUCCUAUUUAUGUAAGUCUGCUAAAAUUUUUAACCCAUUUAAAACUUAAGACAUUUAAAUAAUGGAUGGGUUACUUUGAGCAAUUUAGCUUUCAGAACCCCCUUGUUUUAGUAUAUGAAAAAGAUAGCUUAAUGCGCAUUAAUGAGGUUGGAGAGACUAUGAGAAAUAUGUAUAGUGUAUAUUUUAAAACAGCUUUGCUUGUAUUGUGAAGAUUUAAAAACAAACGAGAUUUUUAACGUAACUAUUAACACAGUUUUAACAUAAGUUAUCCCACUGGGUUUAAGAGCAUCUUGAAUGUAUAAUCCUUUUUGUAACCCAGGUUGGUUUCUGCUUUUACCAGUCAUCCAAACAUUAUUUAUGUUUUUAAUUUUAUAUACUCAUUUCCCUUUUUUUUCCUCAACCAGCAUGAUUUUUUUGCACAUGUAUUGUAGAAAUUUUUAAGAAAAAUAUUAAUACAUCAUUUUCUCUGGGUUUUCUUCACUCCUCUCUUCCUUUCUACUAACCCCUUACCUUAAAGGCCAUAUCGCUCCAUUUGCAUUAUUUGUGCAAAUGCCAGGGUUGGUUUUUAUUUUUAUUUUUGCUAUUUACCUAAAAAAAAGAAAAAUGCUUCAGUCAAUUGCUUUUUUAUUUAAAAAAGAAAAAAGAAAAGAAAAAAAGCUGUAACCUUAUCAUUUCUGAGCAGACCAUUGAGGGAUGAAUGCACACCUGUAAUAGCCCAGGACCAGCUUUGGUGGCUAAAGGGAAUAUUUUAACCAAGCAAGAGGUUCUUUUCUAAAAGUGGUAUAUAUUAUUCACAAUCUCUUUCAGUUAUUCCCACAAGUCAGGGGUCCAGAUAAAAUGAGGGUUAUCAGCAAACUGAUAUGUUAUCAUUGAGGUUCAUCAAUGAAUUUGUACAUUUCUAGUUCCCUUUGGUGAAGGGAAAAAUGAUGAUUUUGCAAGACCUAGAUUUUGGCUUGGUUUCUUGCCUCCUUUUUUGGCAGCCUACAUCUUCUCAUCUCCUAAAGCCCUUGAGCCUGUAGGGUUUUUGUAGUGGACAAAGGACUUGUGGCCUUUUAAAACUGGGACUGAUUUAAAAAAAAUUUUUUUUGGUGAGAGAUUAUCAUCUUGAAAGUGAUAUUCUGCCACUUUACAGAUGACUAAUUUCAAAUACACACAGUCCUCUCAAUUUUCAAACUAAACAGAUGCCCACAGUGGAGGCUUAUCAAGGGUUGCGACGGGGAAGAAGCCUCUCCCUCACUGUCAGCACCAGCUGGUAAAGGUGACUGUACAGAUGUGCAUUUUCCUUUUGGUAGAAAUGGUCCACAGCACUAACUGGUAAGGCUUAUUGUACAGUAUAUUGUCAGUAUUCUUCUGGUUCAACAUACCUUAUAGUUCAUAUAUAACCUGUAUUAAUUGUAUAGAUUGUGCAUUUAAAGCUGUUACCAAGUUGUCAGAACAUAAGAGCGAAAACAAGGUGAUAUGUAAUAUUUUGUUUGUAAGUAUCCUUUGUAUCAUAGCAAAGGAAAUGUUUAAAAAAAUCAACUGUAAUAAAGUAAUUUUAGUACA
Molecule: messenger RNA, 12754 nt
Organism: Miniopterus natalensis
Lineage: Eukaryota; Metazoa; Chordata; Mammalia; Chiroptera; Miniopteridae
Gene: TAOK1
Product: TAO kinase 1
Biological process (GO): regulation of cytoskeleton organization; protein phosphorylation
Cellular component (GO): cytoplasm
Molecular function (GO): ATP binding; protein serine/threonine kinase activity
Source: RefSeq, a predicted model, not a curated record